Messenger RNA from Topomyia yanbarensis, 3067 nucleotides. Its product is annotated as START domain-containing protein 10-like. Gene Ontology annotation, molecular function: lipid binding. The transcript has 5 exons. The coding region runs from base 673 to 1779 and encodes 368 amino acids. The record is from RefSeq and is a predicted model, not a curated record. NCBI's taxonomy places the organism in Eukaryota, Metazoa, Arthropoda, Insecta, Diptera, Culicidae.
GCUUGUCCCGCUCGGGUCGUUUCGUUCAGUAUCAAUCUAGCCUUACUCCUCGCGUGACAUAAAUUCCUCCAGUUAGCUAGUAAUGUUGUGCGCAUGGUAGUAAUACAUACAUUUCUUUUCCCAGUCCAGCCAGAGGGAAAAGGCAGAAAACUUUGGUUACGCUUCAUCAAAAUUUUCCUCCUGGAGUUGUUUAUUUUUUCGUUUGACUGUGCGAUAACAAUCCUCGACGUGGAAGAAUAGCCUGCAUCGCUGUUUGUUUGUCGGAAAAUUAAGGUGCUAUUAUCGGGUGUUUUUGAAGAUCCAAAGGAGUGAUAAGCUUAUUCCAUUAAAAUUAAUAAAAAUGCAGCAGUGAAGUAACAUAAUUACAGCAGUGCAGGAAUAGUUACGUGAGCUAGUGUGUGUAUAGUAAGGUUGUGUCCGAGGUAAUGUUAGUGUGAUUUGAAUUUUCAUAUGCAAUUGAAGCAAGGAAGAGAUUUCGAAGCCGAUACCAAUUCGGAGUAUUGACAUCUGGAAAGCUUAGACUAUGUAUCACAUAAAACUGGUAUCAUGAAGUUUAACUUUUGCAUUGUGUACUAAAAAAUCAUAUAUGAACAACUGGCGAUACUCUAUAUAAAGCUUAUUAAAUUUUACGGCAAACCCAAGUCUCGCGUGACCGCGCAGCAGCCACAUGAUAUGGCCCGUAUCGCCGAGGAUAGCGACUUUCAGGCACUGAAACAGCUGGUGGAUGAUCAUCAGGGUUGGACCCUGGAACUCUCAAAAUCCGACACACAGGUGUACACUCGUCCGGUUGCUGGAUGCAACUUUAACAUGGUGAAAAUCCACACCGAGUUUGUCGAUGUCACGGCGGAUACUCUGUUUGACGUGCUGCAUGAUCCAGACUAUCGGAAGGUCUGGGACUCACAUAUGUUGGCAAGCGAGGAAAUUGGCAUACUAAACGUCAACAAUGACGUGGGAUACUACGCCAUGUCCUGUCCUCCCCCCUUGAAACCACGAGAUUUCGUGCUCCAGCGAUCUUGGCUCGAUACAGGACCCCAAGGCGAACAGAUGCUACUGUCUCGGUCGGUACCGCAUAAAAACUUCCCUCCCAAAAAGGGAUAUGUAAGGGCUAUGUCAUACAUCACGGGGUUUGUACUUAAAACCAACGAAAACUCAAAGACUGGAUGUACACUAAAGUAUGUAGCACACUGUGAUCCCCAGGGGACACUACCCCCGUGGUUGGUUAAUAAGGUAACGCACACACUGGGACCGCGAAUGGUGAAAGAUUUGAAAAAGGCUGCCAUGGGUUACGUGAGCUGGAAGCAGUCGCAGCCCCAUUUGCGGAAACCAUGGCGCUUCCCGGAGGAGAUUAGCUGCCCUAGAAUAUCGAUAGACGAUUGUUUGGAAAAACCAGCGCUUCCAGUGGUCUGUACACUUCCUCAAAACUCGAACAUACAACAAGCGGUUAACGGUAGAAUCUCAACAGCGAAGGAGGUAACAUCAAACGUGGUGACACCUACCACACCAACAGCCAAGCCUACUAGCAGUGGUCCAAGUAUCAACAAGAAAGAGGAUAAAAAAGAGAAAAAAGCACAAGCGAAGAAGGAGAAAGCGGAAGCAAAACUGAAUCUUAACAAUGCAAAUGGUUGUAGUAGUAACAGUAUAAGCAGUAUUAGUGUUGAUAGUUGUAAAACAGAAAACAAAAAGGCUAACAAAGGAAGCAAAGAUGAUAACAAUGUUAAAGACAAGAAAAAAGACGGAGGUCUGAAGAAGCGGAGAUCAUUACUGAGUUUAAAAUUUUAGGUAGUUAUCAAAUUUAUGGAAGUAUUUGAUGCAACAAACGGAACACCUACGCACAUCGUGGUUGAAGCUCUAGAUAAUUUCAUUCCAAUUGGACUGUGAGAAAAUAUUUAAAAAAUAAAAUAAAUCAAUUGAGAAACCCAAACAUCCAUAUCAAGAAUUCUUACGUAUUACACAAAGGCACUUUUGCAUAACACGUAAAAUGAUUUAAAUGUGUUCUUCUUUCGUGUUAAGCAUUAGUCUUGAAACAGAUCAACACAAUACAAUUUUCAAAACUUAUUAAUUUUCUAAUAAUAACAAAUGAUAUAAAGAAAACCAAUGUAAAUUUGACCUGAACAUAAAAAUGUUAUCCGGAUUAUUCGUUGAAGUUUGAAAAUAGCAUAUAAAGUUUCGAAGUCGUUAUUUGAAGCGUUUAAAUGACAUUCAUAUUAGACAAUAUACUGUUGUCAGUUCUUUUUCAGUGUUCCUCGUAGUGACAAUGCAAUGAUAUUGUUUGCGCCAAUCUAGUUUCGUUGCUUCAAACAAUUCUGAAAAACCUUUCUCAAACCAUUUCUUUACAUUUUUCAAAUUGGUAGUCGUAAUUCCUGAGGCCUUUUCCUAGCUAUUUCCAAUCGAAUACCAAAUAAACUAAAACAAUCUAUAACAACUAGGUUAUUUAUAAAUUUUGCAAGUAAGGCAAACAAUUAGAGCACAAUAAUGAUGUCACAAUUAUUUUUGCCUAAGUUGGUCAGUACCAGUAGCAGAAGAGGGAAAUACAUUAAAGUGGAACAGCUUGGUUUUAGUUACUACAACAAUAUAUUGUGUGUGGAAAUAGGGUGUACCAGGACCAAAAAUAAUAUUGGCGGCAGCCUAGAUGAUGCUGCGUAUUUCUCCACCAGCUAAACAUAUGCAAACUGAUUUUAUACAUCGGUCUGUAGGAUGUGUGCGACUUAUACGUGUUGUGAAUUUUCCUUAUAAAACUUAAUUGAGUGGCAGCAUUAGUUACGUAGGAUUCGAAUUUUCUUUCAAAGUGCAGUAGUUUCGACAAUGGAACGUAUACAUUCCUGAAAAGACUUUUCUAGUUUAAAUAUCCGCGUUGUUGCAACAUCGAAGCAAAUCAAUAUAAAAUAUUAAAAAAAAAAAUGUUAGCAAAUACUGUUUUAAUUACAGAAUUUUCAGAUUAUAUAGUUUCUUAUUUUAAGAAACUAUGUGUUAGCAGUUGUAGCAUGUAUAAUAGCAGUUCUAAACAAUUCCAUUUUGUUGAAAUUAUAUUAGUCGUUGAAUAAAGUCUGUUUUUUAUAAAUAUUUUAAA